UUCGGCCACAGACUUUGAGAGGAGGAGCUGGAGAUCAGGAGGCGUGAGCCGCCGGGAGUUUGCAGAAUCCGUGGUGUGAAUGAACUGGGGGCACCUGGGCGCACGGAUCACCCCCCCCUUCUCGCCCCAGGCCAGAGUUGAGUAGUGGGGCAUUUUUUUCACCCUCUUGUGAAGAAUUUUUUUAUUAUUUGUUGUAAAGUCUUUUGCACAAUCACGCCCACAUUUGGGGUUGGAAAGCCCUAAUUACCGCCGUCGCUGAUGGACGUUGGAGAGGGAGCGCCUCGCCGCGGAACAGUCGCCUGCGCGCCCUCGCCGGACCCGCGGCUCCCUUGUUGCGCGUCGGCCAGGCCCUGUCCCUGUGUCCGGCUGGCGGGCUUCCGCGCCCACUCGGUUCCCGGGCGCAUCCCAGCCCUGCUCCGUCUCCGGUCCCCAGACUUCGGGUCCAGCGACCGCUUCGGCUCCGAUUCCCUGCGCCUGCCAGACGCGCCCAGAAGGAACCCGCAGCUCUGCGCGGGAUUGUACCCCCAGGCUUAACCCGGCUGCUCCGCUUGGAUUCCUCUGCUGCCCUUGCUUUGGUGGCGACUUCCUCCCCGGCCCCCUCCCCCUCGCCAUGAAGAAGUCGGUUGGAAUAUUAAGCCCAGGAGUUGCUUUGGGGACGGCUGGAAGUGCAAUGUCUUCCAAGUUCUUCCUAAUGGCUUUGGCCAUAUUUUUCUCCUUCGCCCAGGUUGUCAUAGAAGCCAAUUCUUGGUGGUCGCUAGGUAUGAAUAACCCUGUUCAGAUGUCAGAAGUAUAUAUCAUAGGAGCACAGCCUCUCUGCAGCCAACUGGCAGGACUUUCUCAAGGACAGAAGAAACUAUGCCACUUGUACCAGGACCACAUGCAGUACAUCGGAGAAGGCGCGAAGACAGGCAUCAAAGAAUGCCAGUAUCAAUUCCGACAUCGGAGAUGGAACUGCAGCACCGUAGAUAACACCUCCGUUUUUGGCAGGGUUAUGCAGAUAGGCAGCCGCGAGACGGCCUUCACAUACGCGGUGAGUGCCGCGGGGGUGGUCAACGCCAUGAGCCGCGCGUGCCGCGAGGGCGAGCUGUCCACCUGCGGCUGCAGCCGCGCAGCGCGCCCCAAGGACCUGCCGCGGGACUGGCUGUGGGGCGGCUGCGGCGACAACAUCGACUACGGCUACCGCUUUGCCAAGGAGUUCGUGGACGCGCGUGAGCGGGAGCGGAUCCACGCCAAGGGCUCCUACGAGAGCGCUCGCAUCCUCAUGAACCUGCACAACAAUGAGGCUGGCCGCAGGACGGUUUACAACCUGGCUGAUGUGGCCUGCAAGUGCCACGGGGUGUCCGGCUCGUGUAGCCUCAAGACGUGCUGGCUGCAGCUGGCAGACUUCCGUAAGGUGGGCGAUGCCCUGAAGGAGAAAUAUGACAGCGCCGCGGCCAUGAGGCUCAAUGGCCGAGGCAAGCUCGUGCAGGUCAACAGCCGCUUCAACUCGCCCACCACGCAGGACCUGGUCUACAUCGACCCGAGCCCUGACUACUGCGUACGUAAUGAGAGCACGGGCUCGCUGGGCACGCAAGGCCGCCUCUGCAACAAGACGUCUGAGGGCAUGGACGGAUGUGAGCUCAUGUGCUGCGGCCGCGGCUACGACCAGUUCAAGACCGUGCAGACGGAGCGCUGCCACUGCAAGUUCCACUGGUGCUGCUACGUCAAGUGCAAGAAGUGCACAGAGAUUGUGGACCAGUUUGUGUGCAAAUAGUGGGCGCCCUGCCGCCCGCCUGUCACCCAGCCCCAUUCCCAGGACCCACUUAUUUAUAGAAAGUACAGUGAUUCUGUUUUUUUUUUUAAAUAUUGUUUUAUAUUCCCCCAAGAAUUGCAACGGAACCAUUUUUUUUCUCUUCCCAUCUAAGAACUCUGUGGUUUAUUAUUAUUAUAAUUAUUAUUUGGCAAUAAUGGGGGGUGGGAGCCAAGAAAAAUAUUUAUUUUGUGGAUCUUUGAAAAGGUAAGACAAGACUUCUUUUGAUGGUGUAGGAUGAGGGGGAAAUAACACAUAUCCUAACUUAGUUGUGUGCACAUCUAGAAGGUAAAGGAAAUACAUUUUCUUUCUCUCAACUAUGGGGUCAUAUGGGACAGGUAGCAUUCAGUGGUCCAAAUCUAUGCACAAUUCAGCCUCUGUGACCAAAAGGAAUUGUAAAUGCUCUGGUAUAAGGUGUUGAGAAUCAAACAAACAAAAAAAUGAGACAACCCCCCUCCCCCAACUUUCCCAGGGGCUGCCAACCUGAAACAUUUUCAAAAUGGUAAUUGAAAAUGUAAGAGCGAGAAUCUCAAAGAAAAAAAGGUAUAUCAUGUGUCUCAUACUUCUCAAACAUUCCAUGUGCAGACGGUCCUAUUCAAAUAGCUACCAAAACUUGGAGAACUGUGCAGAAAGCCCCAGAAAUUAAAAAAAAAACCAACUUAAAAACGCCCAUAUCAUGACAAUGAUUUGAAGCUGUUUUAGGAAUUAGGUUAUCAGAUUGGAAAAGAAUCCGCAAAUGAUUCUGGGUUGCAGACUUUUUGUUUGGAUAGGGGUGGGGGAGGUUGGCUUGGAUAUAAAAAGAAAAUAUACUGUAAUUUUCUUAGGGAUACUUGGUUAAUAAAUGAUAAUAAUGAAAAUAAUAGAUGAAUUCCAUUGACAGAUCCCCGGCACAAAAAACCAAGGUAAUUGUGUGUAGUUCAGUGCUGCGCCAGAGCAGAAAACCUCUUCCAGAGGAAGAAGUGAAAUCCGCCCUCCCACUUGACCCCAAGCUCUGUCUGAUUCUCCUUGCCGCGUGGCAAGGGGGUGAGGCUGGCCACGUUUCAAAGGCUGCUCCACUGGGUCCCCUUUGAUUGCAGGGCAGGAAAUGAACCAUUAAGAGCUUCACGUGGAAAACAGUUCACUACUUAGGGAUUUUUUUUUCUAAAACUUUUAUUCUGAGGAGCAGUAGUUUUAUGUUUUAAUGUCAUAACUUGGCUAAUGGAGUUCACAGAGGUGUCACAGCGUCUCACUGUUAUGAUCCUGUGUUUAGACUCUCCACUCAAGCUUUUCCUAUUAUACUGCAGGUGUACCCUAUAACUGUUCCUCGUGUACUUGAACAGUUGCAUUUAUAAGGGGGGAGGGAAAUGUGGUUUAAUGGUGCCUGAUAUCUCAAAGUCUUGUACAUAACAUAUAUAUAUAUAUAUAUACAUAUAUAUAAAUAUAAAUGUAAUUAUAUUUCAGUGCAGCCAGUGAUUUAGAGUUACACUUGACUCUGGGGUUAUUUCUUGGUCUAGAGCGUUGUCGUCCUUCACUGCCAUCCAGCUGGGGUUUUUCCAAAAGGUUUCAAGUUGAGCUUGGGCUGUGGCCCUGAUGCAAUCCCAUCUCGAGCAUCAUAAAGCGGCUUGUUUUUGAGGAACCUAGAAGGUCUUCCUCACUGAUAUGCAUGUUGGGUUGAAGAUUUCUUGGAUCUUCCCUGCCCCACCCCCUUUUCUCCAACCUCCAUGUCUGUCCACUUUCCUGAGAGGGCAUUACUUGUUUGUCAUAGAUGUGGAAAUGAAGAGAUAUUCAAAACUCGGAAGCACGGUCAAGGGUUCACUUUCCUUAGUUCCUUUUGCAGAGUGGAAACUGGUGCCUGGUAGAUCUAGUGGUAUCUAUUUGAGUCCCCAAGGAAAAUCCAGCUCACCACAUACAUAGCUAGUUUUUAAAUUUUUUAAAACAAGGACACCUCUUUCCAAAAAGUGCCAUCAAAUGUGUUCUUAUCUCAGACCUACAUUGUUUUCAAAGUUUGGAAAGAUACACCUCUCCUGAGAUCCUCAUCGACAGUGGCCUUCAUAUCACCUCAGCCAUCUGUGGCUCUUAAUUUAUUGCACAAGGAUAUUCAUUUCCCCUCAGUUGCAGUGAGUUGCAAGCAAAAGAUCUUGAAAUUAAAAAGCACUAAUUAGUUUAAAAUGUCACUUUUUUGGUUUUUAUUAUACAAAAACCAUGAAGUAAUUUUUUUUAUUUGCUAAAUCAGAUUUUGUUCCUUUUUAGUGAUUCAUGUUUAUGAAGAGAGUUGAAUUUAACAAUCCUAGUUUUUAAAAGAAACUAUUUAAUGUAAAAUAUUCUACUUGUCAUUCAGAUAUUAUGUAUAUCUUCUAUGGCCUAUAUUCUGUACUUUUAAUGUACAUAUUUCUGCCUUGCGUGAUUUGUAUAUUUCACUGGUUUAAAAAACAAACAUCGAAAGGCUUAUGCCAAAUGGAAGAUAGAAUAUAAAAUAAAAUGUUACUUGUAUAUUGGGAAGUGGUUUCAAUUGUCAUUCAGAUAAUUCAUGUGGAGCUUUUUUGAGAAACCAUGAGGGAGAGUUUAGGGAAGACUACAUGUCAGAAUAACAGAAGAGCAGAGAAUUUUACCAAAACCAAACUAUUUGGAAGCUUCAAAAGAUUUCUAAGUGUAAGGGAACAAAAGGGGAAUUCUCUUUUCCUAUAUAUGUUCCUCAAAAAAAGAAAUCAAGCAGAUGGCUGAAAGCUGGUUUUAGGAUUGCUCACAUUCUUUCAGCAUUAUGCAUGUAACUUAAUUGUUUUAGAGCGUGUUGCUGUUGUAACAUCUCAGAGAAGAACUGAAAAAGGCACAUGCUUUUAUCCAUGACCAGAGUUUUAGCCCAAAAAAAGUGUAUUUGUGUUUACCACUGCAAUUAUUGCACCUCUCUAUUUGAAGUUACUGGGGCCUGAGUGUCUCUAUACCCCCUUUGAAAGUAAUUUCUUGAAAAGCAAGCCUCAGUCUGCGGAGAAUGAAAGCUCAUUGGAAACUAAAAGUUCGUUGUGUUAAGUGCAAUUAAUAUGAGUUCUCAUGCUUUCUGAAAGUGUACACCAAAAUCUGGCGAGCACUGCACAGAUUGAUACAUUAGCCCUUUGCUUUUUUUUUCUUUCCGGAUAACCUUGUAACAUAUUGAAACCUUUUAAGGAUGCCAAGAAUGCAUUAUUCCACAAAAAAACAGUAGACCAACAUAUAGAGUGUUUAAAAUAGCAUUUCUGGGCAAAUUCAAACGCUUGUGGUUCUGGGACUCACAUCUGUUUCAGUUUUUCCUCAGUUGUAUAUUGACCAGUGUUCUUUAUUGCAAAAACAUAUACUCGAUUUAGGAGUGUCAGCAUAUUUUUUUCCUUCUCAUCCUGGAAUGUGUUCAAAGAUCUUCCCAAUACAGGAAAAUUAACAACAACAACAAAAAUUAUAUAUAGGCAGCGACAAGCAGAGAGCCAUGUUCAAAAUAGUAAUUAUGGGCUCAAGUAAAAGGAAGACUUAAGUUUUAGUCCAGUUUAUCUGUUCAGCUGCUGACCUCCUGUAUAUGUUUUAGUAGCCUAUCUAAACCUUUUUCUUAUGUGAUUUUGCCAAUACCAAUUUUCAAUUUGUUUUUGCAAAACGUUAUUGAAGCCACUGGAAUUAUGGAAUUAUCAAAUAUGACACUCUGGCUGGAUAAGUACCCCAAGUAAGAAACUGGUACUGGCUAACUCCAAGAGAUCAUUAGCAAAAACAGCUUCCAAAGACUGAGUGGUCCGUAAUAUAAAUAGAGACAGAUAGAAAGGUACUUAUAGCUUGAAGAAUAUAGGUAAUGCAAAUAUGCACCAAGGCAUAGGUCUAAAAUACUGCAUUAUUACUGUAAAGGGUACUUUUAAAAUAUUUAAUUUUUAAAAAACUAUUUUUCUAGUCUUCCCCCUCUCUCUGUGGAAUGGUGAAAAAUAGAUGCCAUGACUUAGUAAAGGAAUCUUCAAUAAUUUACCUGUUCGCCCAAACUUGACACUUAAAUCUGAUGAUUGGAUAAUAGUUUAUUUUAGUGAAACAUCAUUUUGUUAGCCAACUUUUAAAAAAUGGGUGUAGAAAUGACUAAAGAUGGGUACGACUAUUAAAAACAAGAAUGUAUCAGUUUAAAUCGAGGAGAUUUAAUUAACAUGGCGUCUCAGUAUUUCAAAACCAGAAAAGGAAUGAGGAAAACUGCAUCUUAGACCAGUUUUAUAUGCAGUGUACAAUUUGCUGGGCUAGAAAUGAGAUAAAGAUUAUUUAUUUUUGUUCAUAUCUUGUACUUUUCUAUUAAAAUCAUUCUAUGAAA
This is a messenger RNA of Hipposideros armiger (great roundleaf bat), 6065 nucleotides long. It is a transcript of the gene WNT5A, whose product is annotated as Wnt family member 5A. The record is from RefSeq and is a predicted model, not a curated record. Gene Ontology annotation, cellular component: extracellular region. Lineage: Eukaryota; Metazoa; Chordata; Mammalia; Chiroptera; Hipposideridae. The transcript is spliced from 5 exons. Bases 611 to 1753 code for a protein of 380 amino acids. Gene Ontology annotation, biological process: neuron differentiation; canonical Wnt signaling pathway; multicellular organism development. Gene Ontology annotation, molecular function: cytokine activity; frizzled binding.